Chelmon rostratus (copperband butterflyfish) is the source of this 1966-nucleotide messenger RNA. It is a transcript of the gene eva1ba, whose product is annotated as eva-1 homolog Ba (C. elegans). The record is from RefSeq and is a predicted model, not a curated record. Lineage: Eukaryota; Metazoa; Chordata; Actinopteri; Chaetodontiformes; Chaetodontidae. The transcript has 6 exons. Bases 626 to 1117 code for a protein of 163 amino acids.
AAAACUCUGUUACUCACUUCGUCUCCAACUUCAAGAGGAAGUUACCACCUCUUCCCCAGACUGUGUGCACACACGCUCAGGCAGACACACGCGCUCUUCAGGACUUGACCACAGCAGCAACAGGGAAUCAACUGAAACAGUUUGGGCUGCUUGUAAUGCUGUGUUGGUUUUUUUUAUUUGGAGGGAAAGAGGGCUGAAAUCUGCAGUUCGCCUGCAGCUUUCUAUGUGGACUGAGCACUUUCAGAGGCACGUUUCUUGUCAUCACAGACCGGCUUGUCUUCAUUAACAGAAGUCCCAGAGUUCCGCGACAGGUGACCAAACCCCAUCUGCUGAUGAAGAUUGCGUGAUAUGGUAGAGAGCUCCAGAGCAAACAACCUGUGAAGCUUUGUCCCAGGCGAACCGCAGAAAGACCGUCCGAUGUGCCAGGAAUUGUUGCGGCUGCACAGAAAUUCGAGCCUGAGGACCAAAGAUCACAGGCCCUGAUCCAACAGCAGGGGAGAGAAAGAGAGAGGAGCGUGAUCACUUCGCAUCCAUUCUCCAAAAUCUCUUUUCACUAUGAGCUGGGACUGAGGACGUGCUCUUAAAGUUUCAUUUUGUGGUGUGAGAAAGCAAAGUCAAGAUCAUCAUGGAUGUGAAGAAGAAAGAAAUGGACCUCCUGAGCAACAGCAUAGCUGCAUAUGCACACAUCAAAGCAAACCCAGAGAGCUUCGGCCUUUACUUUGUGCUCGGGGUGUGUUUCGGCCUGGUGCUGACGCUCUGCCUCCUCGUCAUCCGCAUCUCCUGCAAGCCGCGGACCAACGUCGCGCCCUCCACACCUGAGAAAAAACACUUAAAGGACAUCAGCGAGGAGGACGAGGAGAGCGAGGACGAUGAGGAUGAAGACGGGGAGGAUGUGGAGGCACCCGUCCCAUUGCCCAGCACAGAAAUCCCUGUCGGUAAUCACACCGGCCUGUCAGACGGGACGCUGAGUGUGAACGUAUUUACUUCGGCCGAGGAGCUGGAGCGGGCACAGCGACUGGAGGAGAGGGAGCGUAUCAUACGUGAGAUCUGGAGGAACGGCCAGCCUGAUAUCCUGGGCACGGGAACAGGGACUAUUGGAAGGGUGCAUUACUACUAAGAGGCUUCAAGGAAAGCACUGUGAGACUUGAGAGCGUUAGACACAAUGCAACAUCAUGGCAACAGGACAACAGUGAUGGGACACACUGAUAUGCCAAUACUUGGCUCUGACAGAGCUGAACCACGUGAUAUUGCACUUCCUACGCAGCAAUGUUAUUUUCAACUGACUAUAUGAAAUUACACCAAGAGGUGUCUUAAAGACCGGUUAAUCCAUAUGGAGAAGAUGCAGUAUGAAUGUGGGAGCUGAUGGACACUUGAAGUAAUCAGUCUAUUGAAAUGUAUGGCGCUUAAUGACAGAAAUGCACACAAACACUAGGUUUAUGUAUGUACAGGGUGAAAGAUGAAAACACGUGUAAGGACAUUGUAUGUACUGUAUGUUGCAAUGAAGACUAUCUGUUUGCAGUGCAAUUCUCCUCUAGACUGGUGAGUUGGUGGGGAAAACUCUGCAGCUCUUGAGAAGACACUCAUGAGUACUGUUAAUGAAAAUUAGAUUGUUUAAACAAGCACAUAUCAGUCAAUUUGUGGGGGUGCGGGGUCAGAUUACACGUACAGUAUAAUGUAAUGACAAUUAAAAUUGGUGUCUUUAAUUUAUGAGUGCAUUACAUCCAUGUCUGUGUUUUCAGGGAUACAUCCAUUAAAGGAAAUGACAGAAUUAAAGUAUUACGCUGAAAUAACUUACGACUGUUUCUCUUCAUAAUGCUCAGAUGUCAGAUAAAUAUACAGCACAGCUCAUUGUCUGCGUACCUGUGGGCUAUGGAUUUAUAAUCAAGAUAAAGAGCAAGGGCCUCAACUUACUAAUAACACUAGUGGAAAGGUCAUUCUUUGUCAUUUGUUAUUUCUGCACAAUGUC